CUCAGACUAAGCCGGUGGUCGUCAGUCAGUCCACCAUCAGAGCCGCUCAAGGGAAGACCUACACCUCGUUACCACUUCAUUUUAUCCUCUGUUUUCUCUUUAUCUUCUUCUCUAACUUUACGAAAUCUUGUGUGAAAAAUGCAAAAUGUGUUGAGAAAAUAUACAUAUCAUAAUUAAAAUGAAAACCAGGUGAUAGAACUAUUAAAAUUCAAACCCCUAGAAAAAAAUAUUAAUAAAUCGGUGUAGUGAAAAAAAAAAGAAAAAAAGAAAUCUAUUGAAACUACGAAAAAAAAAAACUGAAUUAAAGUUAUAUAAAGUGAACUCUUGUCUUAUCAUCAUGUUUUGCAAUACUUAAAAGAACCCCCCCCUCUUCCCACCCUCCCCCCUCUCUCUCUCUCCCUCUCUCUCUCCCUCCCCCCCUCAAAAAACAAAACAAGAGGUCGGUGGCGCGUACAGGAAGUUGGUGAUCUGGGACAGUAAUUGUGAUGGUGUUAUUCCGGGCGGCUAUGUUGGGUGUGAUGGGCUUGUUCCCUCUUGCCUGGUGUUUGUCCCUGGGUGGCGGACGGGCGGAUACCUCCUCCCUCCUCUCUCUGCCUCACCCCCAGGAGCUGUCCCAGGAUGACCUACAACCCUUCCUCUCACGCCAGGGGAACACCGACUCUGCUGGUGCUCCUUCGUCUGUUGCUGAUUAUACUGGGUACGACAAGAGCGAAGUUCUACGCGGGCUAGAGGACCCAACCUCCUCUUCUGCCUAUCGUCUGCAGGAGGCGUUGUCUGAAGCAGUAGCAGCAGCAGCGGCAGCAGCAGAAGGAGCAGAAGGUGUUCGUGACGGUGCAGCUGCCUUGUCUCCUACUGCUAACGAAGGAGUGACUCUGGAGGACUUAGUUCCUUAUGAUCCUGGGUACUACCUCUACCCUGCCUUUCUCAACCGUGGUGAUGAGGCCAUGACGGGGGGCAGCAGCGGCAUCAACAGCCUCAGGAAGGUCAGGAACAGCAACAGGAGCAACAGGAGCAACAGCAGCAGCGGCAUCAGCGGCAGCAACACCAGCAGCAACAGCAACACGAACAACAACAGCCCCGACACUAUCAGUAUGGCCAAGAGGACCUGGCCGAAUGGUUUCUCCCGACGAAGGGCAUCCGGGCUCUCCUUGUCGAUCGAUGCGUCCAUGAAGGUGCUGCGGGAGGCGCUCUAUAUGGAGAUCAUCCGCAAGAAGCAACGACAGCAGAUGCAGAGAGCCCAGCACAACCAAAAGUUAUUAAACAGCAUUGGCAAGCGAGACGUGACGAGGCAGCUCCAACAGGAAGGAAUCCAGGGUGUUUACCAGCGAGGCCAGAGGAAGUAAAGAUGAGGAUCAGCAGUAGUGGACAGUGGAGGUGUGUGAGUGUGUGUGUGUGUGUGCUCGGCCUCAUGAAGAGCACCAACCAGCUAACAGGGGACACAGGCAGCGAUAAUGAUGCUUUACGAUGGUCUGCUGCGAUGCCCCCUUCCCCUACGGCCCUGCUGCGAUGUCCUCCUCACGGCCCUGCUGCGAUGUCCUCCUCCACGGCCCUGCUGUGAUGUCCUCCUCCACGGCCCUGCUGCGAUGUCCUCCUCCACGGCCCUGCUGCGA
Molecule: messenger RNA, 1610 nt
Organism: Homarus americanus (American lobster)
Lineage: Eukaryota; Metazoa; Arthropoda; Malacostraca; Decapoda; Nephropidae
Exons: 5
Coding region: 486-1343 (285 amino acids)
Cellular component (GO): extracellular region
Molecular function (GO): hormone activity
Source: RefSeq, a predicted model, not a curated record